GCGUAUAAAAACCCCGACCAGAAAAGGUCACAUCGAAAACAUAACUCUGCUUUUCCCUCUGGUCAAUUACUUUCUGAUCAUCCGCGAUUCAAUCGGAGUUGCCUCCUUCAGUUAAAGAUGAGUGAAAACAGUGGAGCUGAUUCCUUGCCUGCAAACCACCCUGCACCCCACCCCACACCGAGGUUGAAUGAGAGGAUCCUUUCAUCUUUGUCUAGGAGAUCAGUCGCUGCUCAUCCAUGGCACGAUCUUGAGAUUGGUCCAGGAGCACCAGAAAUAUUUAAUGUUGUGAUAGAGAUCCCGAGAGGCAGCAAAGUGAAGUAUGAGCUUGACAAGAAAACUGGUCUGAUCAAGGUUGAUCGUGUUCUGUAUUCCUCAGUCGUAUAUCCUCACAACUAUGGCUUCAUUCCUCGAACCCUAUGUGAAGACAAUGACCCCAUCGAUGUAUUAGUCAUUAUGCAGGAACCUGUCAAUCCCGGCUGUUUUCUUCGUGCCAAAGCCAUAGGCUUGAUGCCCAUGAUUGAUCAGGGAGAAAAAGAUGAUAAGAUCAUAGCAGUAAGUGCUGACGACCCCGAGUAUCGCCACAUCAAUGAUAUCAGCCAGCUUCCACCUCAUCGCCUUGCAGAAAUCCGGCGCUUCUUCGAAGACUACAAGAAGAAUGAGAACAAAGAGGUCGCAGUGAACGACUUCUUGCCUGCAUCUGCAGCUGUCGAUGCAAUUCAGUAUUCCAUGGAUCUUUAUGCCGAAUACAUCCUGCAUACUCUGAGGAUGUAAAAGAACGCAAUGGAUGGCUAGAGAUUUCGUUCGCAUUGCCGAACCCGGGUAUGUUUUGCAUACAUUUCGGUUAAAAUAAGAUUAAAAGAGCAUUCUGAUUUAUCAUGAAUUGCAAUUUUAUGACGAAUUAGGAGGAUUGAUUGGGUGGGCGGGUGGGUGGCUUUGUUCACAUCUAAGUCAUGGAUUCUGUUGCUAAUACUCACUCAUUCUGCACUAAAUAUAUUUUUCUGGUAUUUUCUACAUAAUGAACUAUCUCCCUCUCAUGUGAAAUCAAGAAGUUACCGGGGUUGGCUGUGGGUUUCCACGUCAUCCAAAAAAUAAAAAAAAGUUACCGGGGCUUGAACAUGUGACCAUAAUAUUAUGGAUUUAAACCCCCGACACCUCGGGUUAU
Molecule: messenger RNA, 1162 nt
Organism: Andrographis paniculata
Lineage: Eukaryota; Viridiplantae; Streptophyta; Magnoliopsida; Lamiales; Acanthaceae
Product: soluble inorganic pyrophosphatase 1-like
Exons: 9
Coding region: 118-771 (217 amino acids)
Biological process (GO): phosphate-containing compound metabolic process
Cellular component (GO): cytoplasm
Molecular function (GO): inorganic diphosphate phosphatase activity; magnesium ion binding
Source: RefSeq, a predicted model, not a curated record